Messenger RNA from Plectropomus leopardus (leopard coralgrouper), 3160 nucleotides. Its product is annotated as synaptobrevin. Gene Ontology annotation, cellular component: membrane. NCBI's taxonomy places the organism in Eukaryota, Metazoa, Chordata, Actinopteri, Perciformes, Serranidae. The record is from RefSeq and is a predicted model, not a curated record. Gene Ontology annotation, biological process: vesicle-mediated transport.
GAGCUGCAGUACUGCAAAGUGUGAAGGGAGAGAGAGGAGGGGAGGGGGGUACCGCACUGUCGUUACGAGUCCAAGUGGAGGAGGCAGGAGGAGAGACGCAUUAUUGCAGUAGCCUACAGUGCCACAGCGCUUUACUUCCCACAAGACGCGCAUCCGCCGUCCGCGCAGACAGAAAGCGACAGAGAGGUGGGGGUGACAGACAUCAAAGACAGACAACAAUUUUUUCAUGACUGGACUUUUUUUUGUCUCCCCAUUAAUUUUGAAAUUGCACGCAUUUGCCAGUAGCUUAUAGAAGAGGCAAGUCAGCCAAUCAGCGCUGCGUGUCCAGGAGCAGCUCAAUACGGACUCAGCAUCACUCGGAGGAGCUGCGUGCAGCCCUGAAAGGAAUAUAAACAUCCGAGGAUUUUUCCUGAAUGGAUUAUAAUUUAGAAGUACUUUACGCUCCCCUCCACUUCCUGCUCUCCUGUCCAGUCGCACAGUGAAUUAUCGCCUACGUGUCUCGGUAUAUUGCGGUACUUUGCUGACGACUCGCAGUAUAAAUGCAUCGCUAGAAGAUCGGCUCCACUGCGCAAAGACCCUCCGUCUCUGUUAACUGUUUGCGCGGCACUUUCAUCACUUUGCUAAUUGAAAUUUUGGACUUUCAUUUGGACCAGUGCCUAUAAAUUCUCCUCUUGUUUUUUUUUUCUGUGAUCUUGCUGUUUUUUUUUCUUCUCGUGUUGUACUUCAGACCCUCCCUCUCCUCCUCACAGCCCGUCACCCCUCCUCCUCCUCCGCUGUCCGUGAGUCAGUUCAAACAGCUGCAUAGAAGAUGUCUGCCCCAGAUGCUGCUGCUCCCGCUCCAGGUGGAGCCCCCGGUGCUCCAGGAGCCCCUGGUGCAGAUGGAGCCCCAGGUGGUGGACCUCCCGCCCCACCCAACACCUCCAGCAACCGCAGGCUACAGCAGACACAGGCCCAAGUUGAGGAGGUGGUGGAUAUCAUGCGGGUGAAUGUGGACAAGGUUUUGGAAAGGGACCAGAAGCUUUCAGAACUGGAUGACAGAGCGGAUGCUCUCCAAGCCGGAGCCUCCCAGUUUGAAAGCUGCGCAGCUAAGCUAAAGAACAAGUACUGGUGGAAGAACUGCAAGAUGAUGAUCAUGAUGGGUAUCAUUGGAGUCAUUGUGGUUGGAAUAAUAUUCUUGUAUUUCUUCCACUGAGCUCAGCCCAUCAAUACAGAUGGAUAGGGACUUGAGAAUGAUAUGAGAGGGAAGAGAAAAAAAAAAGAUACCCAAGCGCCACUCCUCCCCUUUUAUCCGUCCUCUCCUUCCUCUCUUCACACAGUCUUCCAUCAAUCAAACCAUCUUGCACUUAUACAUGACAGUAGUGUAUAUAGGUGUCUCCGCUCUCUUUGUGCCCCCUCCCUCCCUCGUUAUUGCUUUCUUCCACUGUUUUGAGAUUCACUCUGUCCUGUCUCUGCACCUCAUGUAUUAUUGAGGGAUGCAGCAGGCAGAGUGAAAGCGGAAGAAAGGAAGGGAAGGAGUGAGGGAGAAAAAUGUUGUGACAGGGGAACACAUGGGGCUAAGGCCUCUGAACGGAGAGAUGGGGUGGGUAAAAUGUACAAUAUACAGAUGGUGAAUGUGUGCAGGGAGAGUUUGCAGUCCUUUCUACCCAAAAUACGCCAAAGCUUGUUCAUAUUACCUUUUUUGAGAGACCUACAUUUGUAAGUUGAUACUGACAUGCCUAACUAACACCUUCUCCACAACCAUUACUGCUACUUACUAACACAAGGUCACGUUAGAUUAAGAGUAGGAACAUUUUUGUUGUAUGUGUGUGUGUUUGUGAUCCAAAGUAUUGUAGCCAAUAGCUUUUUCUGAGUCUCGCGGAUAGGCUUUUAUGAGUAACUUUUUUGUUUCCUUUCCUGCCUAACUUUCUGCAACAUUCAGCAAUGACAACAAAAGGAAGAAAUUUGAAAAAGGGGAAGAGACUGUGUGAGAGUAUACGGAAAGGAAGAAGUGAUUCAGGGAAAAUAGUACCAAUUUUUCCCAUGUAUAAUUAAGACAAACUUCAAAUCCUGGACAGAUAAGAAAUUAUUUAUAAAGUAGAACUAUGCUUAAUUUACCGUGGUUUUUGUGCCACAGGUGGAGGCAUAGUUGUAUUGUUAUGCUUAGUGGCAUCGUAACAUGCACGUCGAGACAAGCAGCCACUAACAGACAAUCUACCGAACACAUGAACUGACCCAGAGGAAGGUCUCCUAACUCUGACUCAGACAGAGUCACAGCCAUAGACGGAUGAAUGUGAAAUGUCACAUUUAAAAAAAAAAAAAAAGAAAAAAAAGAAAGAAAAACAGAUACAAAUGCCAACUUGUUUUCGAAGUUGUGCAGACAAAGUGUUUGAGUGUUUAAGUUGAUGUUAUAUUUAAAAAGCAGGAAAAUGGGAGAAAGGACAUGAUUUAGAAACCCAGAACCACCUGCCCCCUACCCCUCUAAUCCUCCCCUCACUCACAUUAAAACAGACUCACCUGAAGUAAAUGCAAAAUGAGGUGUUUCUUUCUAACUUGCAUGGCAAACCGUGUCCCUAGUUUUGCCUAUUUGUGUGAUCUGUGUAUCUGCCAUCUCUGAAUCUAACUGCCGAUUGUACAUUUUUUUGUUAGUGGUUUAAAGGACCUGUGUAUAAUGUCUUUAUGAUCUGAUAAUCACUGCUUAUGCAAUGCAAUGAUGCUCAAAAGUUUGCCAAAUUUUAUUAAUUUCAAUUGCUUUUGAGAUAAAAAAAAUAAUAUUCAGAGACUGCAAACAAAUGCUAAUAUAGUGACCUGUUUAAAAAAACAUGUAGUAUUGAAUGGAAAGAACAUUAGUGCACAUUGUCAGAUAAUGCUCCUGAAAAUGUGUUUAGAAAUUCUUUCAGGGUUUUUUUGGGGGUGGCGGGGGUUGUUGUUGAAUAUAGAGAAAAGCUAAUUUCCUUCUAUUGGGACUGAUUUUGACAGUUGAUAAAAUUAAGAUGCAUAAUUGUAGCAGUUAUAAUUAUCUGAUGAUAUUGUACAACAGUAUCAUGAGGUAAUCAUCACAUGAGAUAUGAGUACAUGUUUUGUGAUUUACAACCUAAAAAUGCAGUAAGAUGAUGCAACUGGAUUUGCGAAAACAAAUGCAUGCUUACCACUUUUGCUGAUGCCAAUAAAGAAAUCAUCAACA